AGUUGCCUGAAGACGCAUGCGCGCGGCGUUGCCUCACCAAAAAAACUACAAUCUCCAGAGAAACUUGGGGCAUCUCGCGCAAAAGUCCGUGGUUGAAAGUGGCAAAGGGGCCCAGACCGGAGGAAGUUAAGACUCCACUGGGGCGUGGUUGUUUGUGAUCCUUGGAUCUGUCACUUAGGGUCAGGACUUGGGUCUUGCCCCGGACCCUCGGAAGACCGGCCCCAGCGCAACUAUGAACUUGGAGCGGGUGUCCAACGAAGAGAAGUUGAACCUCUGCCGGAAGUACUACCUGGGUGGGUUUGCCUUCCUGCCUUUUCUCUGGUUGGUCAACAUUUUCUGGUUUUUCCGAGAGGCCUUCAUUGUCCCGGCAUACACGGAGCAGAGCCAAAUCAAAGGCUAUGUCUGGCGCUCAGCUGUGGGCUUCUUCUUAUGGGUGAUUGUACUCUCCACCUGGAUCACUAUCUUCCAGAUCUACCGGCCACGUUGGGGCGCCCUUGGGGACUACCUCUCCUUCACCAUACCCCUGGGUACCCCCUGACAGCUUCUGUACAGGCCUGAGGACCAGGAUGGGCUCCUCUACUCCAAGCCCACUCUCAAGCCCUUAAGACUUGUUCCUGUCUCCUAUGUUCUCUGCUGACAUCCCCCAAUAAAGGACCCUAAUUCUCAA
This is a messenger RNA of Bubalus bubalis (water buffalo), 667 nucleotides long. It is a transcript of the gene PSENEN, whose product is annotated as presenilin enhancer, gamma-secretase subunit. The record is from RefSeq and is a predicted model, not a curated record. Gene Ontology annotation, cellular component: gamma-secretase complex. Gene Ontology annotation, biological process: Notch receptor processing. The transcript is spliced from 4 exons. Bases 233 to 538 code for a protein of 101 amino acids. NCBI's taxonomy places the organism in Eukaryota, Metazoa, Chordata, Mammalia, Artiodactyla, Bovidae.